AUAGGUCAAUCUCGUGACUGAUUCUAAUGGAGGCCUAUCCUGUCUUGUUUACAAACUGUGUGUAGCACAGCACUGAAUUGAGUUUCAUUUACUAGUUUCGUUCUUCGGUCCAAACGAACAAAACUAAAAUCGUAAUCACAAAUGUGAAUCCCAAUGACUGUGGACCAUUAGAAACAGGAACCUGGAUGUAAUCAUGGCCAAUUCAUCAGGGAACACCUCCAUUGCUCAAGAUCCAGUGGAAAGACUUGCAGCUUUUCUGAGACGGGGCCAGUCUGAUAUCAAGGUGUUAACAGGAAAGAGCAAGUUGUCCCUGACUACCGUUUACCUAUCCAUAUUGAACCGAUGCUUUGCCACAACUCAUCCUAAUGACUCCUCAACAGAGGUUGUGGAAGGUGGCCAAAAAUAUGAUGCAGAGUCUGUGAAAUAUCUCAGAGAUAUUCUCCAUAGGACAGUAGGUUUGAAGUUACUGCACGAGAAUGCCACUUUGAAAGGCGCUGUGGACGUAUCACGUUUUCAUGCUCUAACUGUCUUGGAGGUCAAGCGAGUGCCUGUUCACUUCCUAGUUGGUCUAGGCUCUCUCCGAUCACAGCUUAGGGUGCUGAUCUGUUCCAGAUGUGUCCACUCACUUCAGAUGUUGUUGGUAGGAUGUGGGGGUGAUAAAGCAGAGGAGCAGGAUUGGCCUGUAUUACACACUCUAAACCUGAGCCAUAACUACAUAGAUGCUCUGGAUGAAUCACUGCGUUUCCUUCCUGCUUUGAAAGCACUGGACUUGAGCCAUAAUAAUAUCAGGCAUACAAGGGAUUACUUUGAGAGUCUACCUGAGAUUAUUCAUCUGAACCUGAGCUUCAACCAACUAACAAGAGUUCCUUCUCUUGGGGAGUUCAUCCCAUCUCAUCUCCAAACAUUAUUCCUGAGAGGGAACAACAUUGAAAGUCUGUCUGGUGUUGAGUACCUGGAAGAGAUUGCAACCCUGGACCUGGCCAAGAACGCUAUCUUCGACACUUCAGAUCUCUUUUCCUUGGGUUACCUACAUAGGCUGAGGAAAAUGCACUUUGACGGCAAUCCUUUCACUUUUCAAAGCAAAUGGCGAUUGAUGAUAGCGAGAUACCUAGCACCUAAUGCUGCAAAGAUAGUUACCUUUAUUGAUGAGAUUCCUUUGACCAAAGCAGAGAUUCAGAUUGUUCCAACGAAGAGCAUGGUGAGACCCAUGAGGCCAGACUAUCUCUCAGACAACUUCUCAGCUUCCUUACGCUCUGACAUGUCUUAUGACCUGGAGGAAUCGAUGGAUCUCGAGGCGAGCCAGAAGAAGCGGAAGUCAAGGGUCAAGAGGUUUUCUACAAAGGUCAGGAAUGCAUCUAUCAGCGAGCAGUCGGACGAUAAGAAGCAGAGAGCAAGGCAACAGCUAUCAGAUGCUGGUGCUAAAUCCUCAUCCAGUCCUAGGUCCACGCCAGGCACCGAUGCCAAGAAAGAGUUUGAGGAUAUGAGGCAGAUGCAUGGCAAGGACUGGCUCCUAGCCCUUCACAACCCUUAUGAACCGGUCUCCAAACCUCCUGUACCAAGUAACCAGACCGCUGAACCACAUCAUACUACCCCCAAUGCCAAACCGGGUAGUCUGAAUCAUGAAGAUGGGACCAGAAGAAAUGUCCAGGUAGAUGUCCACGUCGAACGGGAUGGAGAUGCAGUAAGGCGUGGCCCAGCGGUGGUGGUGGAGGAGGUGGUAGAGAGAACCUCCAUGCCGAGUGAAGAGAGUGCAGGGUUAAAAAGCUUUGAUGGGGUCAACGGUCGGGUCAAAGGUCAGGAAGACAAUGAAGGUGUAAAGCAGCUAGAAAGACAAGCCUCUGAUGAGCAGUUUGACUUGUUGAUGAGGCAGGAAUCCCAGCUACAAAUCAGGAUGAACGAUGGAGACUUGAAGGAGGAGGAGGAUCAUGAAGAGGAAGAAGAUGGUGGUAUUGACCUGUGUGGACCACUGCUCAUCAGGUUACACAAAACAGAACCUCCUGUGCAACUCUUUGUCACUGUCAAGGAAGCCUUCAUUGAAGAGAAGAACCUCUAUGGCAAGGUGGUACAGAGACUUGAAACAAAGACUCUUAAAGGAAUGAAUAUGUCAAUCGAGGGAAUGCUUGAUGAAUUCAGCAAUGCUCCAGUGGAGCUUCCGGUUGUGACGCUGUCUUUCGACUACAUCAACAAAGAACGUCGCAAGAGAGAAUAUGUCAUGGACGAUAUGAACACUUGUGAGUCCCUAAUCCAAGUCCUGGAACCAAUUAUAGUCCAGAAUGAGGCAAGUAAGACCAGGGUCUUCAUGCACUGUCUCAAGUGUUUGAAGGAGUUCCCCAAGGACCAGGCUAAGAAGAGAAUAGAGAAGAAACCCAAGAAGUCAAGUGCCUGGACAUCUGAAGAGGAGAGUGGUAGUGAUUUUGAUUCUGUGAGCGAAGUGUUGACAUGUCCUAGCUGUGGUAGUAACCUGCUCCUGGAGGUCGAUGACCCAAGGAAGUCAGAGGUCAACACACCAUAUGGGUCAGUGACAUCAUUUGACCUCAGUUCUAAUCCUAUUGCAGCAUCGUCACCAUGGAAACAGAAAAGAGAUACCAAUGCUGUCAUAGUAAGCCAUUUACAAGACCCCUCGGUGGAUAUCUUCUCCUCCAAUUCCUCCGAUCUCAGCUACACCAAGAGUGCCUCCUCAACUCCUUCCCAGCUCUCGCCAAAGAAAGACAGGACCAAGACCAACCUAAGUCCAGCUCAUGGUCCAAGAGGUCAAGCGAUCAGAGAUCUGCUGAUGCCAUCACCAUCCAAAGAUGGGUCACUCACCUCGUCAUUGUCAUCCCAACACAGUGGUACAAGUGCAGAUUACAGGUUACCAGAUUCAAGCAUCAAGAUGGAAGCAUCUGAAUGUAGUGCAGUGGAAGAAUUAGCAAACUAUCCAAGAGAGAAACUCACCGAGCUGCUUACCACUAAUAAGUCAGGCUUCAGACAGAGCACAGAACAACCAAGCAGUGCUCCCCAAAGGUACUCACUGUGCCCCACUGACGGUGGGAGCGUGUCUAGCAUGGAUGCUGCCUCAGGACCCCCUACCCCAGUCCAACCCAUCACAUCCAAUCCUUUUGAAUCACAUUUCAGGAAUGGUGCAAGCACGGAGACCAAGGCCGAUCCCUCCAGGUCAUCCCUAUCACAUCUGAUGAACGGCAAUGCGAAGACCUCUGCUGAUGAGUGCGAUGGAGGGCGAGCCAGCGGGAAGUCCAAUGAGGUUGAAAGUAGGACUAAUGGAGGAGGAAGUGAUGAGGUAUUUAACCACAGGGUAGAUCAUAGCUACAUUGAGGAUGACUUUGUGGUGUUGGACAACUCAGAAGCAGCGUCCAAUCAUAACAUGGAAUAUAGGAAUGCCUUUCACAUACAGGAGGGAUACCACCAGGAGAAGGACACUGUCUCUGUGGAUGCAAACAGCGUCGGACGUCUAGACAGCAAUGAGAGCGACAUUGCCGUCAUAAGUGAGACAGACGUUCAGAGCAGUAACAGUGCACUUGCGAUGCUCAGGAACUCCAGUGUUGGGAACCUCAGCACAACAUCAGACACUGUAUUUGAGAACAGUCACCAUGUCAACAUCAGCAAUAAGAGUAGUGAAAGUCCUGUUCAGCCUCGGCAGGAAACCUCAUCUGACGAUCACAGAAGCUUGCUCAGUUCUAAUGAGCAUGAUGCCAUUUAUAAAUCAAACUCUGGUUCGGAUAGUGCAGCUGAUGUGAAUGGAAGUGGACAGUGGAAUGUUCAUGGUACUAACCGCACUGCAAUGAAAAGAGCUGUCCAGUCUUCUCCAUCUCAUUCUAUUAACUCAGUGACGGUUGAGACGACAUCCAUGUUAUCUAUGGCUCAGGAGGAUUGCUGCAGCAUUCAUCACCGUCUCAAGCUCUUCUUCUCCAUGUCUGUGUUUGGCAAUGAUGAAGAGUUCACUUGCUUAUUGAGGGGCACAGUGUUUCAAUUUAGCAAGAAGCUCAGCUUUGAUGGCUUGGUGGUGGUUUCAACAGAAGGCAUCUAUAUAUUGAAGAUCACUAAAGAGGAGAGUGAGAACCCAUCUGAUUGGCUAGCUAAGAAGACUCAGCAUCUAAUCAAAGAUCUGAUAAGGGUUCAUGUGGGUCUUGGAAGUCAGACUAUGCAGUUUGAAUUCUCCUCUGAUGGGAUCCUGUACACAAUCGUUAUUGGAGACAAGAAGAGAACAAGACAGUUUGCAGCAGUCUUGAUGAAUUUAAUCAGUACAAGUGCGUGGAAGAAGAAGUUCAAGGGCGUUGUUUGGGAGCAUGCCCAGACGUUUCUCAACCUGACUGAUGAGGUGUUUGUACCGCAGGCUACUGGGGAUACCAGCUAUGAGGUAGACCCUCAGAUAAACGUCUUCAUCACCUCCCAACUCAAGACAAGGAUAGAGACUAAACAAGGCACGGAGAUGAGUGUAGAAGACUUGGGCAUCGUGGUAACAGCUACUGAUAUCUAUCUGGUAGAGGAGAACCACUUCUAUCCCCUAGCUCCUGGAAAGAACAAGAAGAGUGUCAAAGGUCAACAGCAGUUCAUCCCGAAAGGUCAUCGCAAGAUCAGUGAUAUCUCUGGACUGGAGUUGUAUGCUGAUUCUCUAACUGAUGUGACUGUAUCAUUCUUCAGUGAGGAUACUGGUGAGGAAUCACAGUGGAACAUCAGCACAGUAUCAGAUGCUUCACUGGAUCAACUUCUAACCAUGAUCAAACAACCCUGGAAAGAGAUGUUUGGUGUGGACAUUCACGAGACUCUACAUCCAUCUAUCGCAAUCCAGGAUUUGGCAUGAAAGCUCCAUGGAAACUCAACUCAAGAUCUCGGCCAUCAUCAUAUUGAUCGCUCAUGAUUCCAGUAAUACGUAACACCUUUUCUAUUAUCUGCUAUGUGUAUUGGCUUAAUUUCUAUUUAUUUGCUCAUGUUUCCUUUUUAUAUUAUGGUUAUAAAGAAAGCUGCUAUAUUUUUCUAUGAAUUUUGUGUCAUCUGAUGUAAACAAAAGAAGGAAAAAAAAAGAGUAUAUUUUUAUUCACCCCUCGUACUACUACCGGUAUAUCAUAUUACGAGAACCACCCUUACUGGAACCAUUUUCAAGCCAGGAGUUGAUACUUCCUCGUUCUCAGUGUAUAUCUUGCAAGAUGUAUUAUACUCUCUUUUCAAUCACUCGAUGGAAGACAAGAAAGGGGUCAAAAUGCAUUUUGUGAUGUUGUUAAGUACGUCGUCACUUCUAGGUGUAUGCCAGUAGAACAUAAUCUGGACUUAGAGAUAGCUAUCAUGUAAAAUUUAUUUUGUUAAUCUUCUUUUAUUUUCAUUCUUCUUGAUAUUCUUCUUUUAUGUUUAAUUAUCUAUGCAACCUGCUGAUCUCUUUCUAGCUAGUAGAUAAAUCCCUUUUCCUUAACACAGUAUUUUUGUAUAUUUUUUCUUUUUUAUAUUGAUUAGUUUUAUGGUCGGUUGGUCUCUCACUUCUUGUUUAGAUAGGGAAAUAAAGCAACUACCAGCACAAUUCUUUAGCCUUUCAUUUAUUUUGGUCCAAGAAUAGAUGUUACGUAUUGAGUAUUCUAAAAAAGGGAAAAAAGGUGCCAUCCAAGAAUCAUACAUAGCCUUUUGUACAGAAAAGUCUAGUUUUAUAUAGUGCUCACU
Strongylocentrotus purpuratus (purple sea urchin) is the source of this 5643-nucleotide messenger RNA. RefSeq names its product serine/threonine-protein kinase 11-interacting protein (gene stk11ip). Lineage: Eukaryota; Metazoa; Echinodermata; Echinoidea; Camarodonta; Strongylocentrotidae. Gene Ontology annotation, molecular function: protein binding. Gene Ontology annotation, cellular component: cytoplasm. The record is from RefSeq and is a predicted model, not a curated record. The transcript is spliced from 26 exons. The coding region runs from base 194 to 4798 and encodes 1534 amino acids.